Messenger RNA from Spizellomyces punctatus DAOM BR117, 1417 nucleotides. RefSeq lists its product as uncharacterized. NCBI's taxonomy places the organism in Eukaryota, Fungi, Chytridiomycota, Chytridiomycetes, Spizellomycetales, Spizellomycetaceae. Bases 197 to 1120 code for a protein of 307 amino acids. The record is from RefSeq and is a predicted model, not a curated record. The transcript has 3 exons.
ACUUUCAUUUGGCGCCUUCUUCAGCUCCCUUAUUGUCCAGUCUCGGGUUCUUCUGUAGGGUUAUUUUAACUGGCGGUUAGAUUUCUUUUUUUGGAGACACUGGGUAUUCCACCCGCUACUUGUCUUGAGAAAACCUUAUUUUCGUGGAUUGGGGGAAUAUACCUCCUUUAUUCCUUACUUAAUUGCCUUCAUCGACAUGGUCAAUGACCAGCUGUUGAGGACGUGGGGGGCUGCGUUGUCGUUUGGGGGAACCGUGAUUUGUCUUUUGAGCGUCUUUGAAUGGAUUUUUAAGUUUCGCCGGUCCCUCCGUCCCAACAAACUCUUGCUCCUCAUUUUCUCGUGUGCAUUUGGCUCACUUUCCCUAACCAUCAUGGCGAGCCGCAUCGUCAUCAAACAACCAAACGAGGCAACACUAGCUUUCGCGGUUCUAAGCGGCAUCUUUCUCCAAACCUCCCAAGCAAUUCUCUGGCGAUGCGCACUCCAACGUCUCAACUCUGUUCUGGCAACAAAGUUCGCAGAGCGGGCAACAGACGUGGCAACCGCACUGAGUGCGGGGUAUUGUAUGGUCCUGGCUUCUUUUAUGGUGAUUUCUGCUAUGCAAGCGGAGGGAACUGUGAUGGAGUUGAUUAAUUCAAAAUGGUAUCAAGAUUGGUUUAGGAUGGGGGAUGGAGCGGAUUUGGUGAUAUAUGAGGCUGUUUGCGUUUGCGCAGAUUUGAUACUGCUACAGAUGCUCCGAGAAAACAUGAAAGCACGAGGCGACCGAUCCACCCUUGACAAAACCCUCAAACUCCGCAUCACAGCCUUCCUCGUCAUAAUGAACCUCGUCUUCAAGAUGGCCGAUGUCAGCGUGAAAAUUGCCUCCAUUGCAACAACCUACUUCCCGUUUGAUGUCUACUUUCGGUCUGUCACCGUGUGUUUUGAGACUUGGACGUUACUCAAGUUGGGAAUCACGGUCGAGGAUGUCAUAAAAGGGGACGGAUGGGAUAAAGGGUCGGAUCGAGCAGGGGAAUUGACGAUCAAUCGGGCGGAUACACAUAAUAGGUUGCUCUUGGCCAAGAGUGAGACGUCCUUGCUCCACAGCAGGUCCGCGCCAGUGUUGCCGCCUAUUAACGUUACGUAGAUUUCUGUUUUUUGGAGGAACCGGGCUAUAUUAUACUAGGAACAUGAGAGAUUCGAUGGUCGCGGGGGGAUACUGGGAUUUCUUUGGAGGUUCGAUGAGAGGAGAGGUUUAUUAUUUGGGAUCAUCAUGAAUAUCUGCCGUUAUACCAUUUCUUGUACUGUGGAGCUGUAUCCAUUAGUAGCUUGAGGUCUGACUGUUCGAUUCGCAUCGUGGACACCAACCACGUUUCUCCCCAUCCCAGAUCAGUGGUCAAGUUUCUGAAUAGGCAUUCAUGUUGGCUGUGGUUGCAAAAAAAUA